This is a messenger RNA of Zea mays, 1415 nucleotides long. RefSeq lists its product as uncharacterized. Lineage: Eukaryota; Viridiplantae; Streptophyta; Magnoliopsida; Poales; Poaceae. The transcript is spliced from 3 exons. Gene Ontology annotation, biological process: regulation of DNA-templated transcription. Bases 14 to 1090 code for a protein of 358 amino acids. Gene Ontology annotation, molecular function: DNA binding. The record is from RefSeq and is marked provisional.
CCGCCGUCGAUCGAUGGGGGGAGCAUCCGGAGGCGACCACCCGCAGCAGCACGGCGGCGGCGACGAUGGGCACCUGCAGCAAGGCGGCGGAGGCGACAUGGUGAUGCCGGGGUUCCGGUUCCACCCCACGGAGGAGGAGCUCAUCGACUUCUACCUCCGCCGUAGGGUGGAGGGCAAGCGUUUCAACAUCGAGCUCAUCAACCUCGUCGACCUCUACCGCUACGACCCAUGGGAUCUCCCUGCUCUGGCUUCGAUCGGGGACAAGGAGUGGUACUUCUACGUGCCGAGAGACCGCAAGUACCGCAACGGCGACCGCCCCAACCGGGUCACGCCGUCCGGCUACUGGAAGGCCACGGGCGCCGACCGCACGGUCUACGUCGAGGUCAAGCGGCCGAUCGGGCUCAAGAAGACGCUGGUGUUCUACGUGGGGAAGGCGCCCAAGGGACUCAGGAGCAGCUGGAUCAUGAACGAGUACCGCCUUCCUUCAGGCGAGGCCGACCGCUACCAAAAGGAAAUUUCUCUUUGCAAAGUGUACAAACGACCAGGGAUUGAAGACAACUUUCACCUCAGCACCACCACAGCAAGAUCAUCUGGCUCAAAGGCUGCAGCAACCAUGGAAAAGAAGCACCACCGAACAUCGGCGUCGCCCCGCAUGGCGCCAGUGUUCGACGGUGGCCACUCAUCAGGUUACAUGAACAAGCCAUACAGUGGAGCAAACACCACCAUGCUGGGCAUGGCAUCAUCAGCCGCAGCUCGAGCAGCUACACUGGCACCACAGACGUCAAUGUUCCUAUCAACCCCCUCACUUAGCUCCACCACGUCGACAGAGGAGGACGGUACAUCACUCUACCACAUGAAGGGUGUUAACCCACCAAUGCUGCCUUCUUCCACACACGCCCUGCUUAAUGCAAACUCCGCUACAAUGGCAACAAUUCCAAUAGAUGAGCUGAGUAGGGCAAUUGGAUGCCAAGGAGACCCUAACCAGACCUUGCCAACACAAGCUCCAUUGCUUCCUUUUCCUAACUUGGAAAAGAUUUGGGAUUGGAAUCCACUCCUAGAAUCUCCCAAGGUUUGCACAAGCUUCAAGUGACUUUCAAGUGGCUCGAAGCAUAUAUGUGCAUGCUUGCAUGCGUGCACCUAUUAUUUAUGAAUACAAGUGUGUAUAUGUGCAGACACAUAAUUAUUAUUUGGGCUAGAAUGUGGUUGAGAUGUAAUGGAAUAUAUAGGAUGAGAUAGUUCUAGUCCUAUCUAAUGCUCCACUAUAUUAAUCAAUUCACCAUCACAAAUAUGUACUAUGUUGCAGUGAUCAUUUGAACUUAAUUUAUUGCUCCCAACCACUAGCAUUAUUUUACAUAUUUCAUGUUUACAUGAAAUGACAAAAAAGACAUGCAAAAUUACGUCCAUGUAUUGUAUAU